CCUGUCUUCUUUCUUCGUUCCAUGGAAAACGAAAAUCAUUUAUGAGUUUACGAACGCUUAAUCAAUAGCAAAAACAGGACCGCAGGUGGCGCUAAUGUAGAACAAAAGACCAAAAAAUAAACCAUGAGGCUUGUUCUCCUACGGACGGUGAAAUAGCGCUUCAAUGGACCUUUCGUUCUUGGUGUUCGUCAGGCCUGUCGAGGAAAGGUCUACCAAGCGUUUCCUUUCGCACUUGCUGUUCAUUAUUUUGGACGCAUAAUGUCCACUGCUAGGUCUGUACUUGCGCUCUCCAAGGUGGUACAGCCAUGGGCCAGACUAAAGAGCAACGCGGCCAACGUGGUACGCCCGGUUAUGUGCAGUAGAAGGGAGAAGUCCUCUUACACUCCCCCACCUGCCAAGUACGGAGGCCGGCACACAGUGACCAUGAUUCCUGGGGACGGCAUUGGCCCCGAACUUCUGAACCACGCCCGAGAGCUCUUCAGGUUCUGCUGUGUCCCUGUGGAUUUUGAGGUGGUGAACGUGGAUUCAUCUGUUACUUCAGAGGAUGACAUUAAUAAUGCAGUUACAGCCAUCAAACGCAAUGGAGUAGCACUGAAGGGUAACAUUGAAACCAAUCACAACCUUCCUCCCUCUCACAAGUCAAGGAACAACCUGUUACGCACAUCACUGGACCUGUAUGCUAAUGUGAUGCACUGCCAGACUCUCCCCGGUGUCCAGACCCGGCACAGAGACAUAGACAUCAUCAUCAUCAGAGAGAACACUGAGGGGGAGUACAGCAGCUUGGAGCAUGAGAAUGUGCCUGGGGUGGUGGAGUGUCUGAAGAUCAUCACCCGGAUGAACUCAAUGCGGCUUGCUGAGUUUGCAUUCAGACUGGCCAGGGAGAAAGGCCGGCGCAGGAUCACAGCUGUACACAAGGCCAACAUCAUGAAGCUGGGUGAUGGUCUUUUCCUGAAAUGUUGCAAGGAGGUGGCAGCGGGAUAUCCUGAUAUUACAUUUGAUGACAUGAUUGUGGAUAACACCACCAUGCAGCUGGUGUCCAAGCCCCAGCAAUUUGAUGUGAUGGUGAUGCCCAACCUGUACGGGAACGUGGUGAGCAACGUGUGUGCGGGGCUUGUCGGGGGGCCGGGCCUGGUGCCAGGAGCCAAUUAUGGUGAGAACUACGCGGUCUUCGAAACCGCCACAAGGAACACUGGGAAAAGCAUUGCUAACAAGAACAUUGCAAACCCCACUGCGACACUGCUGGCCAGCUGCCUGAUGCUAGAUCACUUAAGGCUUCACGACCAUGCCAGUGUAAUUCGAAAAGCAGUGCUGAAAACACUGUCUGAAACUCAGUUGCACACUGCUGACCUGGGAGGUCAGGGGACAACAUCAGAGGUAGUGCAAACUAUCAUGCAGGAGGUUCAGAGGAACGGGUUCCUUAACCCCAAACACAUCUGAACGGCUACAUCACCUCACCGCCAGACAGGAUGUAUCCACCUCUACUCUUUCUUUGGACAGGCAUUAUGUAUAGACACAUACAGUGCAUUUUGUAAGGGUUUAAUUAAAUUAGCUCUUAUUAACUAUACUGUUGAUUGCAACCUGCCUGGCCCAUGUAGAUAAUCUAUUAGAGGUUGCAUAGUAACUUUUAUGUUGCAUGAGGAUCAGUUGUUGGUUUUAAGCUUUCCAGGUAGAAGUCUUCAAUCAGUAGACACUUUGAAAUUGGAUAAAACCUCUGUGGGUGUGUGUGUGGGUGUGUGUGUGGGUGUGUGUGUGGGUGUGUGUGUGUGUGUGUGUGUGUGUGAGAGAGAGAGAAAGAGAGAAAUUUGUGGUCUGGGAGCAACUUUACAACUUUUUUUGUGAAAAAAAUGAGUGAAUUUUAUAUUUUGAUUUUGAAGUAGAAUGGCAAAUAUUUUGAAGAUGUAAACAUAAAAGGUCACACUCAUUACUAACUGAUAAUGGUCACUGGAUUAACUAUUUUGAGACCUCUGGCAGUAAACCGUUUGGUGCACUGAAAAUGACAAAAUGUAAAGUGCAGACUUGUAUGUAAUGUGUAUGUACAUGAACGUAUUAGACACAUACUCAUUAUGCUCAGCCAUAGAACAACAGGUGCCCCACUGACAGUUUUGCACACUUUACCAAAUCUGUGAAAAUAAUUGUCUGCAGUGUUUGUUCAGUUGUUACAUACUAUAUUUCAACAUGAAAUCCACCUGCAGAUUAGCCAUUUCAGAAUAAUGUUCAAUUACUUAUAAAACAUCCAGACAUAUAAAUGUUGUUUUUUUGUUGCUUUGUUUUUUUUUUUUUUUAUUAAAAAGGUUCUUUAAAGGUUAUUUUCCCAGAGAGCCCUUGGUGAUUGAGUGCUGAUGUAACCGGUCAUGACUAUGUGUGGUACCAGAUCAAGCGUAUACUUGAUUUAAUUUAAUCCUUGUCCUGAUAACCAGCCUUGUAGGUUUUUGUCAAUGUUUAUUAUGUCUUUCACUGUCAACAAAGCGUACACAAUAAAUUAUUUCCCUUCACAGAA
Electrophorus electricus (electric eel) is the source of this 2497-nucleotide messenger RNA. Its product is annotated as isocitrate dehydrogenase [NAD] subunit gamma, mitochondrial-like. Gene Ontology annotation, biological process: isocitrate metabolic process; tricarboxylic acid cycle. NCBI's taxonomy places the organism in Eukaryota, Metazoa, Chordata, Actinopteri, Gymnotiformes, Gymnotidae. The record is from RefSeq and is a predicted model, not a curated record. Gene Ontology annotation, cellular component: mitochondrion. Gene Ontology annotation, molecular function: oxidoreductase activity, acting on the CH-OH group of donors, NAD or NADP as acceptor; magnesium ion binding; NAD binding.